Molecule: messenger RNA, 2415 nt
Organism: Adineta steineri
Lineage: Eukaryota; Metazoa; Rotifera; Eurotatoria; Adinetida; Adinetidae
Source: the annotation of a GenBank genome assembly
AUGGCUGAUUUUGUUUUUGGUGAUUUUUCUGAACAAGAAACAGAAAAAUUCUUCGGUCAUGAUAAACAAUCCGUUAAAAUCAAUGAACCUGAGUUUCCAUGGGCAACUGAAGAUUGUAUGACAACAGCAAUUGAAUUUGGUUUUGAUGUUCCACCUGUUAUCUCUCCAACAGGUGGUACCGGUGUUUCAUAUCCAACUUAUAAUUCAUGUAAUGGAAGUUCAUCUCAUCAGGAAUCAACAAGUUCAGCAUUAACAUCUCCACCAUAUUCAUCAAAAAGUUCAUCAAUAGAAAAUUUAAAAAUAACAAAACAAUCAUCAUCAUCACAUAAUCGUCAUCAUAGUGAUAGAAAAUUAAAGAAAAAACGUCCACCUAAUUAUUAUCGACAAGAAUAUCAACAAAUGCUUGAACCAUCUACACUUCAACAACAACAACAACAACAACAACAAAUUAACGGACAAAAAGAUGAAACAACACCAAUACAGAUACGUUCAAAUGAACAAACACCACAAAUAGAACAAAAUUAUAAUGAAUCAAAUUUAUUAUUAUUAUCAUCAAAUGAUGCUAGACUUAUUUCGUGUGAUCAAUGGGUUGAUUCAACUAUGAAACAUCAACUUAUAGCAAAUAAUGAUGAUGAUCAAUCAUCAUCCAAACAAUCAAUUAAUGAUGAUGAUGAUGAAAUUGAUUCAGAUGAAGCUGGAACAACAACAGAUACAGAUAAUGAUAAUGAUCUUCUUCAUAGUACAUCAACAACUCGACCAAGUUAUCCCGUUAAUAUAAUCUCAUCUGAACAUCAUUUAGACAAUAGAUCCAAUCAUAAUUCUACUCAACAUUUAUUAAAUACACCAAAUCAAUUAACAAAUGAUUUAAAUAUUUAUUCCACAUCAGUUGCAAGUGGAGCUUCAAUUGAAACAUUAAAACCUUCACAUAAUAUCUCAUCACCAUCAUCAUCGCCAGUUAAACAACAAAAUGAUAUAUCAAAGUCAAAACCAUCAUCAUGGGCAGAUUUAUUUCGUAGUCAGACAGCAUCUUUAACAAAUACUCAACCAUCAUCUCUUCCACAACAAUCAACUAGUCCAAUUAAAAAAUCACAUUCAACAUCAACAUCUUUAACACAAAAUUCAACAAUACCAUCUCAACAACAAAAUGGAAAUGUUCCAUCAAAAUCUAAUACAAAUAAUUUUUAUUCAAGACCAAAUUAUCAUGUUUAUAAUAGCAAUGGUGGAGAAUCAAAAUCUUUAGAAGAUUAUUUUUCUAAAUGUGAAGUACGACCAUCAGCUAUGGCUAUUAAACCACGUGGUUUAAUAAAUAAAAAUAAUUAUUGUUAUAUUAAUGCAACUCUUCAAGCACUUCUUGCAUGUCCUGCGUUUUUUAAUGUCAUGAAAUAUAUUCCACUUAAUGACGAUCCUAUUGAUCAUAAUGUUCCAUGUAUGAAAGCUGUUCAUUUAUUUGUUAAUCAAUUUGAAAAAAUGGAUCGUAGUAAAUCAAGUACAGCUAAUCAUAAAGAUAUUAUUUGUGGUCAACCAUUUGAUCCAAUUGAUAUUCUUCAAGAAAUUGCUCGUCUUCGUCGUUUAUCAGUUGAUGCUGUUAAAACAAAACAAGAAGAUGCACAUGAAUUAUUAUGUCAAUUAUUGAGUGAACUUCAUGAUGAAAUUUGUUCGAUUUUAUAUAAUACAUCGACAAAUAAGAAUGAAGAAUCUUUAAAUACGUCGGAUAUAACAACAACAACCCCAGCAUUACAAAAUGGAGAAGAAAAAGCUGAAGAUUGGCUUCAAGUGGGUAAAAAAAAUCGUACACAUGUUCUUCGAACGAAUGAAAUUCGAAAAAGUCUUAUUGCGGAUAUAUUUUCUGGAAAAUUCCGUUCAACAGUACAUAGCGCUGGAAAUCAAAAAUCAGUUGUACAUGAACCAUUUUUCACUCUUUCACUUGAUAUUAAAGAUCCAAAAAUCACAUCGCUUGAUGAAGCACUACUACGCUUUUGUGAACAAUCAACACUUUCCGAUUUUAUUGAUAGUAAAAGUCGUCAAAAUAUCCAUACAAACAAAACCAUGUUAAUCGAACAAUUACCACCAAUUCUUAUAAUACAUUUAAAAUGUUUUCUCUAUGAUGAAUCUGAUGGAACAAAAAAAAUCAAUAAAUCUAUAAAUUAUACUGUUAAUUUAACAUUACCAAAAAAUAUUUUAACCGAACAAGCAAAAAAACAUUCUUUUGAACGAUAUAAAUUAUUUGCUGUUGAAUAUCAUCAAGGUGAACGUGCAACAGAUGGACAUUAUAUAACUGAUGUAUUUCAUCCUGGACUUCAGGGAUGGGUUCGAUAUGAUGAUGGAAAUGUUCAUGUUGUCACAUCAAGUCAAGUGAUGAAUUCAUCAGCUGAAAAACUUACGCCUUAUUUACUAUUUUAUCGUCGUGGCGAUUAA